Molecule: messenger RNA, 3143 nt
Organism: Pan troglodytes (chimpanzee)
Lineage: Eukaryota; Metazoa; Chordata; Mammalia; Primates; Hominidae
Gene: SFTPD
Product: surfactant protein D
Exons: 7
Coding region: 2023-3042 (339 amino acids)
Cellular component (GO): multivesicular body
Source: RefSeq, a predicted model, not a curated record
UUCAUCUUGGCAGCUCUUUCUCAGAGAUUCCCAACUCAGUCUGGCCUCCAGUGGGGCCCCGGAUUUGAAUCUCAGGGAUCUUUCCCACAAUGGCCCUGGGAGCUUGCUGCCUGAAGCAUGGUCAAGGCCUCCCUUCCCCACAUAUGUGCCUCAACCCAUGCACAUUCCAGGCCUGGCUUUGGUUCAGUACUUGGACACAGGACAGAACACAGUGGGGCUGCAGGAUGAGGCUCCACUCUGGCUUCUCAAUCGCAGUCUCUCCAGUCACUCCACUGUUACAGGUCUGAGGGCUGGGUUCCCUCAGAAUCCUCAGCAUCCUCAGAAUCUACCCAGAAUAGGUCUCUGUGGGCCAAAGUCUGUGCUUGUGACAACCACCCCUGCAGAGUUGGAAGCAUGUGGUUCCCAGAAUCUGCUACGAGGAAAAUUGGGGCUUGAAAGAAGAGAUCUUUGAGCAGGGGUGGAGGGUGAAGCUUGAGUCACUCUGGUGACAUCCCCGACAUCAUGGAGGGUAAAUAUGACCCAGAUCCUGCCUUUGGGGGGAACAAUUCCUUAUUCCUCAGCACCUUCAGCAUUCCUGCUCAGCAAUAUUCCGUGGGGGAGUCCCUCCAGGGAUGCUCAUCUCCCUUGGACAAAUCACACACCUUACAGCAGCCCAUGAGUCCCAGCAGGACCACCCUGUACCCCUGUACCCCUGCUGCUCCUCUGAAUUUGGUGCUGCCACCCCUAUUCAGCUCCAACCACAUAGCUUCUUUCUGGCCCCCGGUCACACUCAGCCUCCUCCCUCUUUAGGGGCUUGCCAUUUGCUCUUCUCAUAGCUGUCCCUGCAGCUCAUACUUCACCUCCUUCAGGACUUUACUCCUGGAUCACCUUCUCAUUGAGGCACUCUCCGACCACCCUACCAAAAACAGACCCUACCCCCAACACACCCUAUGCUUUACUUUUCCCUGUGGCAUUAUAUCUAACAUAUCAUAUGUUGUACAUUUUUAAUGUUUUAUUAUCUGUUUCUAUGAGAUAGAGUUGAAGCUCCCCAGAGAAGGGCUGUUUAUCCCCAGUAUUUAGGACAGUGCCUGGCAUGUAUUAGAGGCUCCAGAGAUAUUUAUGGAAUGAGCGAAUGGAAGCUGGAAGGGGUGGAGGAGUUUUAGGGGUCAAAACAGGCAAAAGGCUGGGCCAUAAAGCUCCACUUCAGGUGGCACUCGGGUGCAGGUCUAGGUCUCUGGGUACACUACGAUACACAGUGAGUGUUUUGAAAGGCAUGGGUGCAGCAUUUGGGGAGGUGCCCCUCCUCCACCCUGGUACUCUCAUGGCCUCCAUAGUUUGUGUACCAAGAACAAGUGGGCUCUAACACUCCCUUCUGGAGAGUGACAUUUUUCUCUUGGUCCAUCUUCCUGCUGCUGACUUGGCCUGGGUGAAGCCCAAGCAAGGCUCCACCUGGGGUCAGGGCAUCCUGCCUUGAGGAAAAUGUGCUGUUGGGUGUCAGAGGUGGGGCACAUCCUAUAACCCUCUGUGCUUCCAUUUCAUCCCUAAUAAGGACUGUAACCAGUGGCCGGACCCAGGGCACGGAAUUCCACUGGGCAUGGAAUUCAGAUGUUUCCAGGUGGUGGUGCUGCUGGGAUACGCCAGCACAGAUUCUUCCACCCAUCCAGCAAAUUUACCCACAACCACAUGCUCACCCCCCACGGAGGCCUGGCCUCCUCUGCCACGGGAGCAUGGCUUCCAAGCCUGAAAUGUCACCUCCUCUCUGCAAAUCUCCCUCGAUUCUCCUUGCUCUUAAAAUCCCACUUUCUCUUUGAAGAAGAAAGCUCUGAGUGUGUGAGUGCUGGGGUGGGGACGCUCGGAUGAGAUGAGGGACACUUCAUGCAUUGUCCUUCCUCUCCCUUGUCUCACAGUGUAUUAUGAACCCCCUGCUGAGCAGGACCUGAGGCUAAGCUCAGAUUUGCAUCUUGCCUAGUGCUAGGUAUAAAGUAGAUGCUGCGUAGAUGGCUCUUAGUGAACAAAUAAAUGAGCAAAUCGACCAAUAACUGAAUGAACAAGUUAGCACCACCUGUCUGGUGCCAUUUCUGGUUGGCUUCCCUGAUAUAUAUAUAUAUGGAACGCAAGAAGUCCAUGAUCACAGGUUUGCCAGGAGCUGCAGGGCAAGCAGGGAUGCCUGGACAAGCUGGCCCAGUUGGGCCCAAAGGGGACAAUGGCUCUGUUGGAGAACCUGGACCAAAGGGAGACACUGGGCCAAGUGGACCUCCAGGACCUCCCGGUGUACCUGGUCCAGCUGGAAGAGAAGGUCCCCUGGGGAAGCAGGGGAACACAGGACCUCAGGGCAAGCCAGGCCCAAAAGGAGAAGCUGGGCCCAAAGGAGAAGUAGGUGCCCCAGGCAUGCAGGGCUCGGCAGGGGCAAGAGGCCUCGCAGGCCCUAAGGGAGAGCGAGGUGUCCCUGGUGAGCGUGGAGUCCCUGGAAACGCAGGGGCAGCAGGGUCUGCUGGAGCCAUGGGUCCCCAGGGAAGUCCAGGUGCCAGGGGACCCCCGGGAUUGAAGGGGGACAAAGGCAUUCCUGGAGACAAAGGAGCAAAGGGAGAAAGUGGGCUUCCAGAUGUUGCUUCUCUGAGGCAGCAGGUUGAGGCCUUACAGGGACAAGUACAGCACCUCCAGGCUGCUUUCUCUCAGUAUAAGAAAGUUGAGCUCUUCCCAAAUGGCCAAAGUGUCGGGGAGAAGAUUUUCAAGACAGCAGGCUUCGUCAAACCAUUUACGGAGGCACAGCUGGUGUGCACACAGGCUGGUGGGCAGUUGGCCUCUCCACGCUCUGCCGCUGAGAAUGCCGCCUUGCAACAGCUAGUCGUAGCUAAGAACGAGGCUGCUUUCCUGAGCAUGACUGACUCCAAGACAGAGGGCAAGUUCACCUACCCCACAGGAGAGUCCCUGGUCUAUUCCAACUGGGCCCCAGGGGAGCCCAACGAUGAUGGCGGGUCAGAGGACUGUGUGGAGAUCUUCACCAAUGGCAAGUGGAAUGACAAGGCUUGUGGAGAAAAGCGUCUUGUGGUCUGCGAGUUCUGAGCCAACUGGGGUGGGUGGGGCAGCGCUUGGCCCAGGAGUUUGGCCAGAAGUCAAGGCUUAGACCCUCAUGCUGCCAAUAUCCUAAUAAAAAGGUGACCAUC